This is a messenger RNA of Penaeus vannamei (Pacific white shrimp), 6114 nucleotides long. NCBI's taxonomy places the organism in Eukaryota, Metazoa, Arthropoda, Malacostraca, Decapoda, Penaeidae. The record is from RefSeq and is a predicted model, not a curated record.
AUGACCGUAGGCGAGCAAGGCAGUGGCUUCUCUUUGGCAGCCUCGCAGCUCCGCGUCGGCUCCUCCCUGGGCGGCGGCGGGACGCAGCGCUCGACGCCGCUCGCCAUGAACCACCUCCUGCGGGGGAAGAAGGCGCUGACGUCCAAGACGAAGCGAGGCGCUCCCCAGGGGGUCAUUCCCGUCAUGGAACCGAAGAAGAAGGUCGAACGGAAAUUCAGCGACUCGACGGGCGCGCGCCCCGCCCCUCAAGCACAGAAGGCCCAGCUCAAGUCCAGCUCGCGUUCCCUCCGCAGCCACUACCAGACCCUCAAGCGACCGCCCAGCAGCUGCUCGCAAAGCCCUCCCAAGGUAGAGACUCUGCACUGGAAGGAUACGCCUCGCAGGGACCGGCGGGCCUCGCUGCCCUCGGGUGUCAAGCUCCUGGAAGCCCCUGCGCCCGCGCCCAGCGCCCUCGGGGUCCAGGAUGAGGCAGACGACGCCGAGGGAGGCAGCAGCACCUCGACGGAGCUGUGCGACGACGAGGACGAAGACAAGCUCAGCGACCUCGAGGCCGACGCGGCGGCGGAGGGGCGCCCGGCCACCACCUCCCCGCGCCUCGAGACCGUCACGGAGGUCCAGAAGACAUCGCCCGCCAAGCAGCCGCGAAGAAGGCAAGAAGCUAAGGCAAUAACCUCACAGAGAGAGAAACCGGCCGCUGAGAGAGAAACCGAACCCAAGCCAGGAACGAAGCCGCCGGUAAAAGCACCACAAGAAAAGCCGGAAGUAGCGACGGCGCAGACUAAGCCAGGAUUACUCCCAGACAGUGAAUCUAGAGACAAACCGGAAAUAAAAUCAGAUAUAGAAUUAGAAGCAGGCAAACUCGAUGACUCAAAAGCGGACAUUAAACCACCGUUGCGUGAGGAGGAAGAAACUAAAACUAGUAUCGAACUGGGAGAGACGAAACUAAAAACCGGUGUAGUGGAGAGCAGUGAAGAGGAAAUUGCAAAGCAAGCCAAACUAGAGGAUAGAAUAAAGAAGAUAAUACCAGAAAAUAAGCUACGAGAAAUCGAAUCACAAAAGGAACCAGAAACGUUAAUAUCUGAGGGUAAAACAGAGGAAAUAAAGGCAGAAAGUGAAGCGCAGGAGAUAAAACCGGAAAUUAAGCCAAAUGAGAUAAAACCAGCAAUUAAAGCAGCGGAGAUAAAACCACCAACUGAUUCAAUUGAGAUAAAACCAGAAAUUAAAGAGAUUACAGAACAUGCAGCAAUUGAAUCACUGGAGAUAAAACCAGAAAUUAAGCCAAAGGAAAUAAAACCAGAAAUUAAGCCAGAGGAGAUAAAACCAGAAAUUAAACCAAAGGAAAUAAAACCGGGAAUUAAAGCACCAAAGGAAAUAAAGCCGGAAAUUAAAGCAGUGGAGAUUAAACCAGAAAUUAAAGAGAUUACAGAACAUGCAGCAAUUGAAUCCCUGGAGAUCAAACCAGAAAUUAAGCCAGAGGAGAUAAAACCACCAACUGAUUCAAUUGAGAUAAAACCAGAAAUUGAACCAAAGGAAAUAAAACCGGAACUUAAAGCAGUGGAUAUAAAACCAGAAAUUAAAGAGAUUGCAGAACAUGCAGCAAUUGAAUCCCUGGAGAUAAAACCAGAAAUUAAAGUAGUGGAGGUAAAACCAGCAAUUGAAUCAGUACAAAUAAAACCAGAUAUAAUAUCAGUGGAAGUGAAACCAGCAAUUGAAUCAGUAGAAAUAAAACCAGAAAUUGAAUCAGUGGAAAUCAAACAUAAAAUGGAAGUAGAGAUAAGACCCGAAAGUGAAUCAGUGGAGAUCAAGCCAGAAAUAAAUAUAAAAGCAGAGAUUAAAUCAGAGGAAACAAAAGCAGAGCAUUUGUUAACAGCAAUAACACAAGAAGAGAUGAAAACAGAUGAGUUAAAACCAACAGAUAAACAAGAGGAGGUUAAGCAAGAAGGCAAAUUAGAAGAGUUCGAGCCAGAAGAUGUACUGGAAACUGUGAGAGCAGAAAAUAAGUUACCAGAAAUAAAGCCAAAGGAAGUAGGACUUGAAGACAAAACAGACGAGAUAAAACUUACAAAACUAACAGCCGAGAAUAUCCUUGAGGAAAUGAAACUGGAGAAUGAAGUGGAGCUAGAGGAGACAAAGCCAGAGGCAAAAGGUGUAGAACUGAGACUGGAGGGGGUGUCGGCCACAAUACUAGACGUAGGACAGCAGAGACAGGAUACAACAGUUGGGGCUGCUUGGGAGGAAACACCACACAAAGAAAUGGCACAGGAAGGUGUGCGAGAAGGCGAGAUAAGUAAAGGUGUACUGGAAAAUAUAGUGCAAGGUGAACAAUUGGAAAAGACAAUAAUCGAUCAGAAAGAGGAAGGGGAACCAGUGGAACUAGAGGUAACCGAAGGGAUAUUUAAGUGGACGAAAUUUGCCUUUACGGAGGAGGAAGUAAAGCCAGAAGAGAUUGUAGAACAUGCAGCAUCCCUACCUCUCUCGCCGCACUUGCCAGCCGAUGAAGUAGCAGAGGGCGCUAUCCCAGUUCAGGCUGAGAAUCCACCACCCAGCUCUUUGUAUUCCCCCAGUUACGCAUUCUCAUACGGGAUUCCUCUGGAGGUUCUCUUGGCUGGGAAGAAUCUAACAGCUGCUGAAAUCAUAGCAAGGAUUCCUUUUCCAAGUGACGUCAGCUUUAUGAAAGGCCCCGAAGAGAUAGAUAAAUUCAGUGCUCAACAUAAUGUCACACCACAGAGGUCACCAAUAGAAACUACUUUUCCAGAUUUCCCAUCACUUGUACCUGUCAGUGAAACUUCGCUGACGGUGAAGAUGUCCCCUGAUUCUUCACCAUCAUUAUCUCCAUCACCAUCUCCAAGAACUUCCCCCAUUAGUGCAUCACCACACAGAUCUCUUACAAACACUCCUAGUAUAUCUCCGAACACCACGCAAGAGACUAAAGCUAGCGUAAAUUGGUCACAGACAGAACUGCCUUCUACACCCCCAGAAUCUAGAAUGGGAUCGCCACUCAUCCCACCCAAGUCCCCUAAAAUUACAGUUGAGGAUGAAAAGAAAAAUGUUUUUGAAAUCCAUUCUGGUGUUCCGGGAUUUUCAACAUUUGUAUUUCAUCCCUUAGAGGAGACUGGAGAAAAAUCCCUUUCUAACAUAUGUCCAGAAGCUGAAUUAGACUCUGAAGCAAAAGUUUUGCCUGGAGAAACAGUACAAAAGUCAAAAGAUCCAAACAUUACAGGCCAAAAUAUAAGUGACUCUCCCAUUCUCCAUGAUACUCCUUUUGUAGACACUCUAGGGUUUAGCCAAAGAAGCACUGAGAGCAAUACAACAUCAGAUGCAGAAAUACCAACAUGUCACAUAGCAAAACAGUUCAAUAUUGAUUUUGAUAUACAAGAAGGUAAUGAAAUCAAGGACGAGUCAUUUUCGGAUAUAAGUGUUAAACACAAUAUCAAAGACCUUUACACCAUAGGGGAUGAAGAUACGCAAGAGGUUUCAGAGGAAAAUGACACUGAUGUGCCGCCAAAACUACUAACAUUCAGAAAAAAUAUAUCAAGGUCAAGACUCACCACCAUGUUGACAGAUAAUGCUGAAAAGGAACCGUCUGACACAGAUUCACAGGUUUAUGAAGCAGGUGCGUUGACUGUUGACAGCUUUAAGACAGAUACUUCCCAUGAUGCAAGCUACUUGCCACCAUCAUCAAGCUUAGAGACUAAAAGUCAGUAUCCCACUGCUGAAGUUUCAGAUAUCACCCAGCCUAAAGUGGCAAGUGCAAACAAUGACUCCUUUAAUAUAAAACUAGGGGACAUUGAAAUGUGUUUGAAGACUGAACAACUCGACCAAGCAAAAGCUGCAACUUCAGAGGUAGAUGUAUUAAAGUCGACAAGCCCAGUUUGUAGUAGUGAAAAACCUUUGUCACCUAUACCUUUGGCCACCCAUUUGGUAUCUAAAACAGAAAUACAAGUCUCAGGGACUCUUGCCGAAGUGCCCAAGACAACCAUACAAACAGAUGACGAUAGGCCAGUGCUGUUACAUUCACAAAUCAAAAGUUCUUCGUUGUCUGUUGGAGCUAUGGAUGUUUCUGAAUCUGCUGACAAUCAAGAAUUAGAACAUAAAUCUAGUUUUACUGAGUUUAAAGAUUCAUAUCUUUCUUCUCAAGCAAGCAGCUCCAGAGAAUCUGAUGUAGCUCCUCUUGAUAACAGUAUUUCUUCCGCGGCAACACCACUCGAGAGUAAAAUACUUGCAGAAGUAACCAGAGAGGACAGAGAAAUUGUACAUACACAGAGUCAGGCAGAGACAAAUGCAGAUGUCACAGCCAGGCUUUCAACAAUUGUCCCUUCUAAAAUAUCAUUGGAGGAGAGAAUUUCAGCUUUGCUUCCACCUGAAACACUUGCAACAUGGACUGCUAAGUAUGAAAGUGAUAAAGUGGCAUCACUUAGUGAAGAACCAGGUGGAAUAUCAAACGAAGAGAAAUCUUUUGAAACAAAUUUGCCUUUAGUAGAUGAAUCUCAAGAUGAAGCAAAGACCGUAAUCAUAGAAAUGCAAGGAGGUGCAUCCCAUUCAGAAUCAUAUAAUAAAGAAAAUGAGCCAGUGCACACAGAAAAUAGACAAACAUCCAAACAAUCAUCUGUAGAGACAGCUGAAAAAGCGGAUCAAACUUUGAAAAAAUUGUUCGAAGACUCAAAGUUGUUGCUUAAAGAAAAUAAUGGAAACAUAACACAAGAAAAGGUCAGAGAAGAAAUACAGUGUUCACCUACAGAGCCUAUUUCAAAAGACAAAAAACUACCUCUUCCAUCAGAAUACGAAGAUUCGGAUAAGUUGCCUACGUACAAAGAAGGGAUUCAAACGACGGCCGGAAAGGGCUAUGAGGAAAGUGCCUUGUUACCAAUGGAGGAUAAACUGGAUACACAGCUUGGAAAUAUCCUAUGUAGUACACCUAAAGUCUGUUCAUCGUUUGUAGAAAGAUCAGAUGAUAUAGUGGAGUUUGCAGUUGAUAAAUUAUCCCAAGAAACAGAAAUAGGGACCAGCAAAAGACCUCAAGAAGGGACACAACCAGUUUCAAAAUUACCUUGUGAUGUCAAGCCAGACCAAUCAGAGAUAAAGCCAAGAGAGUCUACAGAUGAGCUGGCAUCCUCCCAGAUGGCUGCAGGUGAGAGCAUUAGUUGUUUAGGAGACGUGGAUGAAGCAAGUCAGGGUCCUUCCAGGCGACAGCGAGGAGAAUCGUCCCUGACUGCAUCGUUGGAGGGCAGGAUUUCGGCAUUUCCAUUCAGUAUUGAUUCUGAAGAAAAUGUUUUAUCUUUCGAGGAGACUGGUGAAGACGAUGCUGUGUUUGAAAGCGGUGGGCCAGAGAUGGAAACUGAUUUCUUUAGUGAAAAAGAUCUAAGCUCGGAAGCUAUUCGCCAGAGGCUUUGGAGGGGUGUCAAAUCCCUGAGUUUAGAUGCUGAUAUCACCCUUGAUCCUGAUAUUUUCUGCUUUUUAAUACAGCAGAGUUCAAAAUCUAGUCAUAAAGAAGGCAAAAGAAAAGGUUUGCAAAAACGAAGAAAUAGUGAAGUAGAAUUGCAAGAGUUAGUAAAAGAAAAUACUGAAAUAAUUGAGAGAAUUAUGAAGCAAAAGUCAGUUGAAGACGCAGGAGCACUGAUAUACAGCAUCAAAGAGACAGAUACACCAGCCAAUACACCCAUAGAGGAGCAUGAGGAAGCAGCUCAGUCUGUGAAAAGUAACUCCAACAGAGAACACGAGAGUACCGCGAAAUCCUCAAGCAGCAGCACUGAGCCACACGAACUACCCUUGGCAAACUCAAGUGGCAGUGAGCUAAGCGAAGCAUUGAGUCUAGAAAAAGAAACCAGGUCUCAACACCCCAAGGAAAUGCCAUCAGGUCAUGCGUCUCCACCUGAUCAGAAGAUGAGCAGUCAAGGCUCUGAUAUGGACCAAGCAGCAAAGAGUAUCAGUACUAUGAAAUCAUCUUCCAAAACUACCAAACUCUCACGAUCUUCCAGUGUUUCACUUGAAGGUCCAAUGAGACCCAUCACCUUCAAUCCAUUCCCAACGAGGAAUGUUCCCCGGCAGCCAAAGGAAGUUGCAGUAAAAUUAGGUCUCUAUAGCCCUACCAAAACAUCCAGUAGUUCUCCAACUUAG